Molecule: messenger RNA, 3593 nt
Organism: Diachasmimorpha longicaudata
Lineage: Eukaryota; Metazoa; Arthropoda; Insecta; Hymenoptera; Braconidae
Gene: Corn
Product: cornetto
Exons: 4
Coding region: 372-3242 (956 amino acids)
Source: RefSeq, a predicted model, not a curated record
CAACAGACACCCGAACCUGGCAGAAACGUUGAAACAGGCGUCCAGGAAGCAGUUCAUCCCGAAGUUUUAGUUUCACUUGAUUUUCAUUAAUUUCUGGGCGUCAAAUACUCGAAAAACGGGUCAAUUUACGUGUGAAUAAACGCAAAACAUAAUUAGGAGUGACAAAACAUUGGAUUGAGCCAGGAAAUUAGGGAAUGUUCUCGGUUCUAUGUGAAACAAGGUGGCGAGAGGAUCCCCAGGGAUCUCCAAUGUCUUCCGAGGGACUUUGUGAGGAUAAAAACCAUUCCACCGAGAGACCUUGGAUGGAUACACUAGUUUAGAACGCAAGCCGUGGGAUUUCGCGAGCAGUUUCUCCCCUGAGUAUCUCUGUAAUGAAUGCUUUUGGGGGAAAGUUGGCAAAAAUAUUUUUUGUCGAGAAUUUAAUCAGCUGGAAAAAAGAUCUCGAGACAUUUUCUCCUAAACCAUCGGUCGUCGAGAAUGAAGAGAAGAACGUGAAGAUGAAUGACGAAGAGAUUGAAGUCGAUCUGAAGAUUUCCGAGUUAUGUCUACCAGCAUCGCCUCAGUAUAUCACACGUCAGGAUUCUGGUGUACCGGAGGACUUGUUGUCCCCCUCCAACAAGACGUCACCCGAAAACGACGAUGAGGAUCCUAACGAGACAAUGAACAGUGACUGCAACAUUACAGUCAUUCAUGUGACAGAUGGAUUAACUGAAGGCAAGGACAAGGAUAACAAGGAUGGCAGUGACUCAGGAGUCGAGGGUUGCACUGCGGAGAUACCCAGAGUGAACGGCUACUCCAGUAGUAUAAACAACCUCGACGAGGUAUCCUGCGACUCAAGUUUAGUAUCCUGUAGUUCAGUAUACGAAGAUCCUUGUGGUACCCUUCCCGAUGAGCUCCUCCCCCGCACUCCCCCGACCUCCCACUCCCGCGAUCACACCUCCGAGGGUGGAAGCGAGAGUUCCUCCGUGACCGGUUCCACUGGUUCCCGUCCCACUCCUCGCACAUCAAAGCGUCCCCCCUGUACCCCGACCACCACCACCAAAAAGAAGCCAUCGAAUCCCCCGCAGAAGACCUCGAGAAUACGUCCGAUGCCCCAAACUGAGCUCCCACGACCGAAAUCCCGAGCGCCAAUUGUCAAGGCGCCGCCCCCCAAGCAGACCGUGAAACCCUGGUCUGCGGGACCAUCCGCCCGCUCUAGGACCCGAUCCCGACCUGCACUCGACUCCCUGACUCUGUCAAUUUCCUCGCCUCUCGCAAAGGAACUCGAGAAAGAUCUGUUUCAAAGGAGUAUAACACGAGGGACAACAUCAAGCAUCUCAAAAUGUCGAACAACUCCGAUAACCACCCCCUCGGAGGACGUCAAACGUACCUUGUCCACUCCCCGAUCUUCAAAACUCCUGACGCGAUCGAUAACCGUCGACAAAACGCGCGUCAAAACAGAUCUUCACAAACUAGAGACGAAGACAAUAGAAACUUUCGGGACUUUUCCGAGAAGAAGGACAUCGAAAUUCAGUCUACCACCGUCGGAGGAGCCGAAGAAGUCCCUCAGCAGAGACCCGUCUUUGUCGCGGCUCGACAAACCCCGAAUGAAAUCUCUGCUGAAGGCAAAAUCCACGGAGAGAACGAUAAUCUAUCACGAAGUGAGCGUACAGACUGGUCUUACAGCUCCAGAUAUUGAGCAGCUGUUGAACGGCCUUCCUGCGAGGGCGUGCGGCCCCGAGGUCCCCGACAAGAUCACCUCAGAUACCCAGACAGACAACCCAAUGAUCCCAGAGUCCCUCUAUCAGUCCCUCAAGGCCCAAUUCGAUGAUCUUAAGAAGGAGAAGGACAAGCUCGAGCUGAAACUGUCGUCCACCGAACGCAAUCUGAUGGACGAGCGUUCGGAUCAUCACUUCACGCGUCAGGAACUUGAUAAAAACCUCCAGAGAGUUCAGGCGAUCCUCGGUAACACCGAAAAUCCAGAGGGUAACGACUCCCUCCUGGAGUUGGAGUCCCAUUUUCAGGAGUCGGGACAAGUCAUAGCGAAUCAGCAAGUUGAGAUGGCGAAUUUACAGUCCCUCUGCAUAAUGUUGAGUCGAGAUCUUGAGAGAAGUCGGGCUGCCCACAAUACCCUUCUGCAGGACCAACAGGAGGUGGAGGCCGAGACCCUCCAGCUUCAGGAGUUCCUGCAUCUGGAGAAGACAGCGAUGUCGGAGGCUAUGAAGGAACUCGAAGCUGAACUCGUUCAAAAGAACGAACAACUGGCGUCCAAAGACGAAGAGAUCAGAAGAGCGACUGAGGAGUGCAAGCAUCUCGUCAGGAUGAGUGAGCAGCGACGCCAGGAGAAUCUCUCUCUGGAGAUGAGAAUGAGUGCAAUUGAACGAAAGUCGAGGGAGCUUCUCCUGACACAGGGCGCUGCUGUCUCUGGCGCAGGGGUUGCACUGUCAGGACUUGGUAAUAGGCUCGAGGCACUCGUCGAUCAGCUGGUCAAGUCGUACAAAAUAUCGGAGAAGGACCUGGAGGAUGUUAUUUACCACAAUGAGGCCUAUUCAAAGUCCAAUAGCAGCGCUGAAUCAUCUCCUGUGAGCUCGCGAUCGCUGAACCUCGUGCCCUCGCCGAAGAGACACUCUUUCGUUUCGGCUGUGAUCGGCGCCAUCAGGAAUGCAGCGACUCAUCCCUUCGUGGUGAAGGGAGAAAAGGGAGUUGAGAAGGGACUGUUCAGGGAGUUUAGAGCUGACGAGAGGGAGGAUCUGCUGGAUUUUGAGACUGAGCCCUGUCUCAUGAUGGAGAGUGUUCUUGAGGAUGUGCCUCUUCAUGAUGGGUAUUCUAGGAAUAUGGUCAGCAGUUGUGACUCACUGAGGAGAGGAUUUAGUGUUCCUGAUGGGGGGCUCGAUGGUUAUGGCGAUGCUGAUUUGGGACGCAGUACUGAGGAAUUCUCGUCGUUGAACAGUCUCACACAGGCGAUAUUAAAUAGGAGGAGGGUGGAGGAGAAUGAGGAGGAGGAGACGGCUGAUGAGGAGGACGACGAGGACGAGAGUGGUGAGGGGGGUCAAGGGGAUUAUGGGACCGCUGUUAAUCUUGUCGAUCAGGUAAUCGAUGUCGAUAAUCUAGUUACCAAGUUGUUGAAAGUCUUGAGGAUCAUUCAGUUGGAGAAUGAUACUUGUAUUAAGGAGCUGAGGGAGGAGAAGGGAGAGCUAGAGGGGAGACUCGCCAUUGCUGAGAAGGAGGAGAGCACGGAGAAAACUGAAGGAGUGGCAUCAUGAAUUUAAGGCUCAAUCAAAUCUAGUCUUCAUCCCCCGGAUGAUGGUCCCCUAAAAUCGCUUGAUAUGACCCCUAGACUGCCGCAUUAUUUCGAGUGAGACUGCAUUUAUUUUCCUAAAUAUCUCCUUUGCUUUGACAUUAUUGAGCAGUGGAUCAAUGAACUAUAGUAACCAAUGAAUUGUACCGUAAAAAUUGUAAAAAUUGCAUAGUUCUACAGUAAUAUAAGUAUCUUUUGUACUCAGUGAUUCACCCAUGAGAUUGCAUAAUUAAAAGACAAAGCAGGGUUUGAAAAACUGUAUUUAUUGUAAUUUCAGAUGAAUAAAUAUCAUUUUAAUAAGAAAGAGUACAAAAAA